Molecule: messenger RNA, 1368 nt
Organism: Marasmius oreades (fairy-ring Marasmius)
Lineage: Eukaryota; Fungi; Basidiomycota; Agaricomycetes; Agaricales; Marasmiaceae
Exons: 4
Coding region: 1-1368 (455 amino acids)
Biological process (GO): translation
Cellular component (GO): ribosome
Molecular function (GO): structural constituent of ribosome
Source: RefSeq, a predicted model, not a curated record
AUGGACGAGUAUGAACGGGAUGAUUAUGAGCAAGAUGAUGAACCGGUCUCUAGCUCAGAAGAACGCGGUGCGGGAACUUCUCGCAAUGUUACAGCGCAUCAACAACAACAAUCGCCUCGUUUAUUUCAAACUAUCUACAACAAAUACACAUCGAACUCCCGUCCUGCUGCAAGAAUCGAAUCCCCUCAGAUUGACGCAGAGGCAUCUACCUCUCACCCCAUGAUUCCCGUCCUUCAUCGGCAUGGCUUAAUUGACCCUACAUCCAGCGCCAACUCGAUUGACAACGCCCGAGCGUAUGUCUCGUCUAUACGCCCUGUGGGGGGUCAACAGCUCAAGCAAUGGGUGAAGUGGUCCAAAGGAGCCGCUAAAGCACCGGAUGGCAGCUUCGAGCGUAGGCCUCUGGCACCAGGAGAGUGGGUAGUAGUGGGAAGAGGGACAUAUACUGGUGAUGCCGCACAAAUACUUCGACGUAGUUCUGCAACAACUGGAGAGGAAGGGUAUCGGGUGCUAAUCGUCCCCCGUAUCGCGCCGCUUUGGGUUCUGGAAUCCAAGAAGCGAAAGAGGGGUGCCCGCUUUGAUGCACGUUUGUUUGACCCGGAGGACUACGACGUUGAUGUGGCGCCGGAGGCACGCGAUCUUCAUCUGUACUCUUUUCUUGGAAAAAUGUUCAGUCAUGGCCUUCUGAUAAAAUUCUUUUGGACGUCGACGUUAACGCCCAUCAGCUGUAUACCCUCGCACACGCGCUUCCUUUUCAAAGAUCACCCUUUUUCGAAUAGAUUCCCCUAUCCUCAACCUGAUUUUUGGUACUUCGAAUCUGACGAAGUCAUAGACGUUAUGGAUAACCCUCUGGUCCCGAAUGGGCGAGGUAUCCUUCAAAUCGUUGACAACACGAACUACACUGUCAAUUUCGGGGAUACUGGUACACACUGUGUUAAGAAAAGCAGCUUACGGAAGAUCGUCGUCCUUGGCGAUUAUGUUGAAGUUAUUGUUGGUCGUUAUGCGGGAGCGGAGGGCCUUGUUGUGGCCAAACAUGGCUCCAUUCUCGCAAUAUCGCAGAAAUCAAGUCGCAAAGGGAUCGACAUGCUUGUUGACGCUAACUCCUGCAAGCGCUGCACACGCGCUGCGUUUCACCAUUCGAGCAUUCCCUGGUAUAACGUAGAUGUGACCAUCAUUCAAGGAUUGUACUCUCCGCGAGAUGCAGUUAUCAAGGAUGUGAAGCGGGGUCGCUACAACGACUGCCUUGUUCUGAAUGUUUACAUUCCAGAACUGGGGUGUUCUGCAGAGGUGGAGGAUGUCAAUGUUACAUUAAAAGGGCUCACGUCGUUCACGCCUUUGUGGGAAACGCUACCACUCGAUAAUGCGACUUAG